GAAUAGAAGUUGGAGGAAUUGUAAUCAUGUCUGGAAGAGGCAAAGGCGGCAAGGGACUCGGGAAAGGAGGCGCUAAGCGUCACCGCAAGGUUUUGCGUGAUAACAUCCAGGGAAUCACCAAACCCGCUAUCCGUCGUCUUGCUCGCCGUGGCGGUGUAAAGCGUAUUUCUGGUCUAAUUUAUGAGGAGACUCGCGGUGUGUUGAAGGUGUUUUUGGAGAACGUGAUCCGCGAUGCUGUUACUUACACUGAGCACGCCAAGAGAAAGACCGUCACCGCCAUGGACGUCGUGUACGCUCUGAAACGCCAGGGACGCACCCUGUACGGUUUUGGAGGUUAAACAAAUGCAUGCUAGCAAACAAACCCAA
Labeo rohita (rohu) is the source of this 366-nucleotide messenger RNA. RefSeq names its product histone H4. Gene Ontology annotation, biological process: nucleosome assembly. Gene Ontology annotation, molecular function: structural constituent of chromatin; DNA binding; protein heterodimerization activity. The transcript has a single exon. Bases 27 to 338 code for a protein of 103 amino acids. The record is from RefSeq and is a predicted model, not a curated record. Gene Ontology annotation, cellular component: nucleosome. NCBI's taxonomy places the organism in Eukaryota, Metazoa, Chordata, Actinopteri, Cypriniformes, Cyprinidae.